Molecule: messenger RNA, 1600 nt
Organism: Anthonomus grandis grandis
Lineage: Eukaryota; Metazoa; Arthropoda; Insecta; Coleoptera; Curculionidae
Product: GMP reductase 1-like
Exons: 8
Coding region: 149-1186 (345 amino acids)
Biological process (GO): nucleotide metabolic process
Cellular component (GO): GMP reductase complex
Molecular function (GO): GMP reductase activity
Source: RefSeq, a predicted model, not a curated record
AGGGAGUCGCGGGAACGCUUUUCUAUUUGCAUUUUGACGUAAUAACCGCUGCGGUUCACUGUAGGAAACUGAACGCUAUUUUUAACCGGCCUCUACAAUAGUAGCGCUUACACUUUUUAGAUUUUUUCGGUUUACACACCAGUGUAAAAUGCCUAAUAUUAUUAACGAAAUCAAACUAGAUUUUAAGGAUGUGUUAUUGCGGCCGAAACGAUCGACCCUGCGAAGCCGGAAUGAUGUGAAUCUGCACAGACACAUAACCUUUAGAAAUUCUAAGCAAACCUACAAUGGAAUACCAGUUAUGGCCUCCAAUAUGGAUACUGUUGGCACGUUCCAAAUGGCGAAAGCUCUUUCAAAACAUGGCCUUUUUACCUGUAUCCACAAGUACUAUACAGUUGAUGAAUGGAUGAAAUUUUCAGAAGAAAAUCCAGAAGUUAUCAAAAAUAUCGCAGCCAGUUCCGGUAUGGCUGAAAACGAUUUUAAUAAACUAACCGAAAUCCUGAAUGCUGUGCCCUCGGUGUCUUUUAUUUGUCUGGAUGUGGCUAAUGGAUACUCGCAACAUUUCGUCGAUUAUGUCAAGAAAGUGAGAAAUGCCUUUCCUAGUCACACCAUUAUUGCAGGAAAUGUAGUAACUGGUGAGAUGGUCGAAGAGCUGAUCCUCUCUGGAGCAGAUAUAAUAAAAGUGGGAAUCGGACCGGGAUCUGUAUGCACCACUCGCAUGAAGACUGGAGUAGGCUAUCCUCAGCUUUCGGCUGUAAUUGAGUGCGCAGAUGCUGCACAUGGUCUUCAAGGGCACAUUAUUUCGGAUGGAGGCUGUACUUGCCCAGGAGACGUUGCCAAGGCGUUUGGCGCAGGUGCAGAUUUCGUUAUGGCCGGAGGCAUGUUUGCUGGACACGAUCAAUGCGAUGGACAAAUAAUUGAGAAAAAUGGCAAAAAAUUUAAGCUUUUUUAUGGGAUGAGUUCCAGUACGGCUAUGCUUAAACAUUCAGGUGGCGUUGCAGAGUACCGUUCUUCUGAAGGGAAAACCGUCGAGGUACCAUACAAAGGUGACGUAGAAGCGACAGUCUUGGAUAUUUUAGGAGGCUUAAGAAGUGCUUGUACCUAUACAGGGGCCGGAAAACUAAAAGAGUUGCCACGAAGAGCCACUUUUAUCAGGUGUACGCAGCAGCUGAAUAAUAUAUACAACUAGAUUUCUUUUAGCCACAUUUUAUUUUAUAAUAGGUAAAUUUUAGUCGAUAGUCGAUAUACUGGGUAUCGACUGCCUCGUUAUUAAUGAAUUCGCGAAUUCUCGGUUUUAGUGGCGAAACUGUACCUGCUUGUUUAGUUUACAUAAAUCGCUUAGAAUGAAAAGAUUCAAGAGAGAAGCUUAAAGAGGCUUCAGCUUUUUUUAGAUUGGUUCGGAACAUAGGCAAAAUCCUUGGCUUGCUAUUUUAAUUAGAAAAAUAAUACAAAUAGUUUUGAGAAAUAGUAAAAUUGAUUCUUAAAAUAAAAUUAAUAUUCUAUAGUAUGUAACGAUUUUCAAAGAUGACUUAAAAUUAACUUUUUUUUUAAAUAAUAUUAAUAUUAAUUACAAGUGCUGUUUUUAAUAUAUUUUUUUAAAUUA